Molecule: messenger RNA, 2783 nt
Organism: Daldinia loculata
Lineage: Eukaryota; Fungi; Ascomycota; Sordariomycetes; Xylariales; Hypoxylaceae
Exons: 3
Coding region: 214-2706 (830 amino acids)
Molecular function (GO): protein binding
Source: RefSeq, a predicted model, not a curated record
UACUUUUAUAUAGGAGGUUGCUUCAAAUCCUACCAUGCAUGCUUACCUGAAUAUUAUUACCGGCAGAUUAUUACCGGCCUGAUAUAUAUCUUAACAUUUUAAUAGUCCAAUACAUGACCCCAUUCUUCCAAGCAGGCACUCUCCAUAAUUUUAACGAUGAAUUAGUCAAUUCUGUCAAUAUCUCGUCCUUAGCAUCGGCUGGCUUAAUUCAGAAUGGAUGCUACAUCUAGCGUCAUUUCCAUUCUUCAACUAUCCCUGAGUGUAAUGCGAUAUAUCCAGGACGUCAAAGAUGGCGGGAAAGAAAGAUCCGACCUUACAGCUGAAGUUCUAUCCAUCUAUGAAAUUGUAUUGGGAAUGAAAGAUGAUUUUGAUUCUCAUGAUUUAGAAGAUGAAAGUACCUGGUCUGGUCCUAUUAAACUCUUGUUCGAGCAUGGGGGUACCAUCGAGCAGGUGAAGGCGGUUAUGGAGGAGCUGACUGCUAAGAUUGUAACAUCUCGUGGGACACUUAAUGCUGUUGGGAGGAAAUUAAAAUGGCCCUUUGAAAAGUCGGAGGUGAAGCAGCUACUGGACCGCCUACGAUCAUCUAGGGACACUAUCAGCGUUGCUCUCACCAGAUCUCAUUUAAAGGUCGGUCUCGAAAAUAGGGCCAAUAUCCAGCAUCUAAACCAUGCACUCAAGACGACCGAGCUCGAGACUGCUAUAAAAUGGAUCUCAACUCUGGACUUCAGAGCGUCGCAAAGAGCAGGUCAAAUGCAGCGUCUUCCCGGCACCGGGAUUUGGUUUCUCAAUAGUCCUCAAGUGCGAGGAUGGUCAGAGUGCAGAACUACAGCACUCUGGUGUCAUGGUCUACCAGGAGUCGGCAAAACAAUCUUGGCUUCUACCAUUUUUCAGCAACUUGAAGAGCAAUAUAUUGAAAAGAAUGUCGCUAUUCUGGUUGCUUAUUGCUCCUUUGAUGACGAGAAUACGCACUCGACUUAUAGCAUACUAUCAAGUUUUAUUCGGCAAAUCGUGGAAAAGAAGGGAGAAAUGUCAGAUGCUAUUAAGGACAUGUAUGCCGAACACUCUCAAAGCCAUACACAAUCUCGCCCAAGUUUGGGUCAGUUGAUCAACUCGUUAUCUGCAGAGAUCGGGAUGUUCGAGAAAACCUUCAUCAUCGUCGACGGUCUCGAUGAAGUACCAAACGACAAGCACAAGACUGAACUUCUUCAGACAAUAGAAUCUCUGAACCCGCUCCCACAGCUGAUGGUGACGUCUCGUCCAGUGUCGUCUAUCUCCACUUGGUUCAAAGAGCGUUCUAGUAAAAAUAAAUAUAGAAUUUUUGAAGAGCCGCAUGAGGAUGACCAGUCGAGGUAUCACUGCGCUAACUGCGAUGGGUCUACGGAGACAGAGACUUUGGGUUCCUCUACCGAGAAGGAGAGCAGCGUGGCUAAAGUUAACAAGGGCACGCCACCAAUUCAAGAUGACCAAAGCUGGAGGACACAAGCGGCGUAUCGAUGCGAAAAAUGCGAUCGUUAUGUGUGUGUCAAUUGUUACGAGAAAUUCGACAUCUGCUUCGGUUGCUCCAACAAGAAAGCAUGCUUCAAAUGGACUUGGCCCGGAUCUGUUACAAUUUCCGCACAUCCGAGAGAUAUCGAUACUUUUAUAACCUGGAGAAUUCAGAACAGCCAGAUACUAACAACACUGAUUGAGAACACACAGGGAAAGGUGAACGACCUACCAGCCACCAUCGCGGCUCGCGUACGAGAAGAGGCCCAUGGAAUAUUUCUGCUCGCAAAGUUUCAUAUGAAUGCAUUGGAGGAACAGACAACUGCUAGAGAAAUCAUCGACACCCUUGAGAGGCUACCUUCCAACAUCAAGGAGAUAUACGACAACGUAUUCAGACGCAUUGGAAAUCUCCGAUGGGCCAAGAAGCUAAAGAAGCUCAUCACGAUAGUUGCUACAGCCAGGAAAUUAUUGUCGACGGAAGCCCUCGCACAUGCCAUUGUCGUAAAUCCCGGAGAUGAUGAUAUAGAUCCUUACGAUUUAUCUAACAUUCAACAUUUAUCUUCGAUGUGUGCAGGGCUGAUCGAUAUUGAUCACUCAGGUUUCGUCAGACUUGCACACGAGACUGUAGGAUUCUAUAUCGCGCAAAACGGUCUGGAGACAUGGAGCGACGGUCAUGGAAUGAUGGCUGAUAUUUGUCUGGUAUAUCUCCAAUUUAAGACAUUCUCAUCCGGCGCCUGUAUGGGGUCUGAUCAUAAAGAUCUAAUCGACGAGCGUCGGCAUGAAUACCCCUUUCUGACUUAUGCCGCAACCAACUGGGGCCAUCAUGCGCGCGAAACAACAAAUCCUCAAACGGCACAAUUGACUAAUGAUUUCCUGGGCAAGCAAGCUCAUAUAGCAGCAGCAGCACAGAUAAUGUGGAUAGACGAUAUGGAAACGUCGUCUGGGUGGGACGCCGAGGAUGGUGUUCAUGGUCUACAUGUUGCCUCAUAUUUCGGCCUUUCAGACGCCGUAUCGGUUCUCCUAUCUUCCGGCAUAGAUGCUGAUGUAGAGGACUGUCUACAAACUACUCCGCUUAUGUAUGCGGCACAGGAGGGUCAUACCGAUAUAGUGCGUACACUACUACGAGCGGGCGCAAAUCCCGGACGCAUCUGUGGGAGAAAUCGCACCGUACUUCACAGGUUUCAUCCACCAAAGAUAUAUCUAUCAACGCAUUUGAUGUGAACUAUGGGGGCGGGACGGCCUUGAUGCACGCAGUGUUUACUGAAUGCGAAGAGUCCGUGAAGCUUUUGCUCACACGC